Cuscuta campestris is the source of this 1814-nucleotide messenger RNA. The record is from the annotation of a GenBank genome assembly. NCBI's taxonomy places the organism in Eukaryota, Viridiplantae, Streptophyta, Magnoliopsida, Solanales, Convolvulaceae.
AUAGUGACAAUGGUAAGGACAUGGGGUGUGAUGCCAGUUGUGGCGCUACCCAAAUUGUGACAGCAGCACAAGUGACCAUGGCCAGGGCGGUGUUGGUAGCAGUUCAGAUAAUAAAAAUAGGGGUUUUCGAACUAGUGCCCUGGCGACUAGGCACCUCCGACCUACAAUGUCGCUCUUCCUAAGCUCGGGUUGCUGGGCGACGGUGGCCGGCCUCUUCCACGGAGGCUACUAGAUGUGACGGUGGUUGUGAAUCCAAGGAGAAGAAGAGAAGAGACAUUACAACUCUGGUUGGGACUUGCUUCAGAAUGGCGGCGACUUCCUCCUGUGUGUCGCGGCGGCGGCGGCGAGAAUCAUGAGUCGAAGAAGACGGAGGUUGAUUGAUCAAUUCUAUAAAAUGCAUUUAUUUAAUUUGGAAAAUCCUUUCCGCUGAAGAUGUCCCAACAGGUUGGACAGCGCUGUAGGGAAGCCUACAUCGCUAUUCCAGAAGUUUCUGGAAAUCCAACCUUGGCUCAACAGCGAUGUCUAGUGUGCAACAUCGCUGUUGGAAGACUUAACGCCAAACUAUGGUUUUCAGCUACUCAAGCCAGACAGCGUUGUUGGUUUCACCAACAUCGCUGUUGGGCUGGUUUAGCCAGACCCAUGGUUGGUUUAGUCAUGCCGUUAGCCGAUGUCAAAAACGUAUUCCACUUGAGCUUGCAAGGCAGCGUUUGCGGCUAUGAGUUCUUCAUGAGACAUGCUUCGGGAUUGAUUGUAGAUGAUGAUUUUGGACUUUAUUCAUGGGUGAAUGAUGCAUUGGUAGGGAGGAAUGAUCCUUUGGGUUUUGUUUUGUUUAUGCGCACUGUGGUUCGUGCAGCCGUCAACAGAAUUAGUUUUGGGUCUUUGUUGGGAAUGAACAUCCUUGAGUUGCCAGCUAGAGUGGCUAGGAAAUUUCCCGCACUUCGGGGAUGGACUGGGAAAGAGCUACGCGAAAGGGAGAAUGAGGAAGUUAGAAGUGGUGGGUUUGGAGCGGGGCAUGACUAUGGGCCAUUGGAUAAGGUGAAGCGCAUUGAGUUGAAUGAGAUGUCUGAACGUAAUGCUGCAACGUUAAUGCUUAAGCUUGGUAAUUCAUCAGCAGCGCAACCAAGCGAUGAACAAGAUUUGAAGAUAUUGGAUGGCAUGGACACAGCAGAGCAAGACAUGAAUGUGGUCAAUUAUACGGCUGAUAUAACAACUGAGGUUGCUCCAGAGUCAGCUGUGCAAGUAACCAGUGAGGAUGGUAGAGAUGCAACCGGGAAGGGUUUGGAAAUGAAUAACCAGGUUGCUAAAGAAGGAGACAGUGCCAAAGGUGGGAUGGACAGUGCAAAGAGAAGCAGCAUGGAAGAGCUGGGUGCGAGGAACGUUGAUAUCAGGGUGGAGGACAAGAAUGAUGUUGGGGAGAAGCAUAUAUUGGAGGAGAUAGAGAGUGUCGGGCAGGAUAUAUAUGUGGAGAAUAUCUCUAAACAAAUAAAUGCUGAAAUUGCUCCAAUGUCUGAAGUGGAUGUAACCCCUGAGAAAACCAAAGGGACAAGUGAUGUUGCCCCUUUGCUUAAUGAUCAGAUUGAAAAGGAAGAGAAAAACGGAAAGGCUGCCAGGAUAUUAGUAAAGAAAAGAAAGAAGGAAGAUCAGAGUGCUCAGAUUUUACGCGGUGAGGAUGAGAGGGUCAAGAGAUAAGCAAAAUCAGCGGGAAUUAUGAAGUCCCCUUACAUGGAACGUGCAGUGGACCCAAAGGACAAUCUGAGCAGUGUUGAAACUCGUCUCUGGAAGUGGGUAAUGAAAAAUAAAGAUGCCUCAAGGUA